CCUUCGAGUGAAACCUGUGGUUAACGUUACUGAAAUGGGAGAGAGAAGAACGGGAAAAGGAAGGAAAGCGAAUAAGGUGAUUCAUCUGUACACUGUAUAGUCAUACAAGGUUUGCAUUCUGACCGGCAAGCCAAUGUAAGUCGUGUUGAGUGACUGCGUGUAAACGAGGUAUUCAAGCAUACUUUUUUUUAACCUCUCAAGAUCAAAUCUGCUACAAGAAACUGUCUUUCAAAGGCUCAUUAGUUAGUAAGAAUGUAUUUUUGUGCUGUCUGCAGUAGCAGCUUGCAGUAAGUAAAGCAUUCCUGAAUAGCUUAUUGAGGCAACAGGGGAAUUCAUGCUCCAUACUUGUUUGCAGCACAAAAAUACAGUCUUUAUUCAGCUUGCAUGGAGGAAGCUUGGAUAACAUCUUCAAUCACAAGGGCUUUUUGUAUGAAGAGGGGUUUUGCUGGUGACUUCUGGUACUCUGGGGCUUAUCUUUUUUUAGUUUGGUGUACUUUUUCCUCCUCGUGAAUGUUGGGCUUGAGUAUCAUUUAUGAGAUCAUCAUCAAUCUGAGACUUAAUUUGAUUUUUUUCUUCCUUUUUUCUUUCUCCUUUUUUUCUUUCUUCUGUUAUUUAAGUUGAUAAUAAGAAUGAAGCUAAAACAAAUGCACACUUCAUAAUUACUUGAUGGAUCACACUUCAUUGAAUACUUAAUUAGGGAGUGUUUAGUCAACCAGUCAACUAUGUUUCAAGUCUCAAAAAUUAAUGGACUUGCUCAGUGAUGAAUUGUUAAGAGAAGUUACAAUUAACAGGAUCAGAAGGUGCUGUCUGUUAGGGACCAUGUAUGUUUAAAUAGUACGUAUAUAUAUAUAUAUAUAUAUAUAUAUAUAUAUCUUACAGUACACCAAAUACUUAGUUAUAAUAACUUAUAAACAUGUCUGUGCAUUUAGGGACCAUCACCAUCCUCAUGUCCUAUGGAGGAGGCUCUUACGGACGCACUGAGCGUGUCCGCCAUGCGCCCCACUAUGACCAGGUACCCAGCUCUUUACUAGACUCCUAUGAUCAACAGCCCCUGAGAGAGCAGAGAGCUCCUCAUCUUGCUCAGAGCACCGACCCUCUUCCACCUCCGCCUUUGCCUGCUCAGCCUCCUGUUGGCCCUGAGUUUGACCCCAGUGGAAGUGAAGACAACACUGAUCCAGAGCCUGAUCCUGCCAUUGACAUCAAACCAGUCCACCGCUUUAUCCCCAACUCAUGGAAGAACUUCUUCAGAGGAAGCAAUCGCAGUAGUAAAAAGACGUGGUCCAUGCCUACGUCUUCAAGCAAUAACAACAGCACAACAGACGGAGUUCGCUGCUCCCCCCCACACUCCCCCUCUCUUCCUGCGUCAUUCCAAGAUAAAUAUGGCGGAUCAGGCGGCAGCUACAAUUCACGCAAAGAGCUUCUGGAAGCAAGGGAUGGGCAUGACUCUGUGUCUGGGCACACCUACCAUACAGGUCUGACCUACAGUGAGCGAGUGCAGGAGUACCAUCAGCGCUAUGCCUACAUGAAGUCCUGGGCUGGACUGCUGAGGAUUCUGGGCUGUGUGGAGCUGCUGCUGGGAGCAGGUGUAUUUGCCUGUGUCUGUGCUUAUAUCCACAAAGACAAUGAGUGGUUCAACAUGUUUGGAUAUUCGUCUCCUGGUGGAGCUUAUGGAGCAGGUUACUAUGGUGGCAGCAUAGACGGGACCUACUACUACACAGGCCCCAAAACCCCUUUUGUGUUGGUAGUGGCAGGGCUGGCAUGGGUGGUAACUGUGAUCAUGUUAGUACUCGGGAUGACCAUGUACUACCGCACCAUCCUGCUGGACUCCUCCUGGUGGCCUUUGACUGAGUUUAUCAUAAACUUGGCCUUGGCAUUGCUGUACAUGGCAGCAGGCAUUGUCUAUGUUCGAGACACAAAUCGUGGAGGUCUCUGCUCCUACCCAAUGUUCAACAAUGGUAUUAACGGAGCGUUCUGCAGAACGGAAGCAGGCCAGAUUGCUGCCAUUAUCUUCCUCUUUGUCACAAUGCUCGUGUAUCUGAUUGGAGCCAUUGUGUGCCUCAAGCUGUGGAGACACGAAGCUGCACGUAAAUACCGGGAGAGGUACAGCCAGGAGAUGCAGCCAUCAAACAUACGAGCUGUGCAGUCAUUGAUGGUAACAGAUUCUGCUCCUGCUCCCACAAUUCCAGAAAAGGUCCAGGGCUCUUCAGUGGUUCCCAUCCAUACUGCACCAAAAGCAGUUCCUGCAAAGGUUUUGCAGGGAGCUAUACCUUCGGGGCACAUUCCUAAACCUGUUAUAGUGCCAGACUACAUUGCUAAGUACCCAGUGAUCCGGUCAGAUGAGGAGCGGGACCAGUACCGGGCCGUGUUUAACGACCAGUACGCAGAGUACAAAGAGCUCCACUCAGAGGUGCAGGCAACCCUCAAGAAGUUUAAUGAGAUGGACGCUAUGAUGGGCAGUUUACCUCAGCACCCUACCAACCAGAUGGAGGUGGAUCGCAUUAACAGAAUCCUCCAGGAGUACCAGAGGAAGAAAAAUGAUCCCACUUUCCUAGAAAAGAAAGAGCGUUGUGAGUAUCUGAAGAACAAGCUAUCACACAUCAAACAGAAGAUCCAAGAAUAUGAUAAAGUCAUGGAAUGGAAUGACGGCUACAGCUGAAAACCUCUGAGAAAUUCCUGUACUGCAGCACAAAUACUGAACUGCUGUCGCUAUCUCUACAUCACCAGUGCUGAAAGUUGCAAGUUGAUGCUGAAUGCAGUCAAAACCAUGAGCUUAUCAAGCUUUCCCCACCUCUUGAAAUCUGUUCAGCGACAAUAACUGGAAGAAAACACAUCUGUCAACAGUUUCUCUUUUGAAUUUGUGGUUUCUUAAAGCUUUAAAGUCCAAAGCAAAUGACCACAAUGUUUCAUCUUUAACAGGAAUACCAUAUUUCAUUUUGUAAGGGGGAGUUAGAUUAAAAUGUCAUCUCACUGGUGUAUUCACUUACCUAAAUCCUUGGUCACGCGGCCCAGAGUCCGGUCACCAAAAAUAAAUGCGUAUUCCCUAACCAGUUAGCAACUGGUUUGCUGGAAGUUGCUGGCUGUUGCUAGGUGUCACUAAUCAGAAUCAGAAUACUUUAUUGAUCCCUAGAGGAAAUUAUUUUGGUUACAGUGCUCCAGUGUAAGAAAUAGCACUCUAUUACUAUAGCUCAGCAAAUUGCAAGUCUGUAUCAUCC
Neolamprologus brichardi is the source of this 3212-nucleotide messenger RNA. RefSeq names its product MARVEL domain containing 2a (gene marveld2a). Gene Ontology annotation, biological process: bicellular tight junction assembly. Lineage: Eukaryota; Metazoa; Chordata; Actinopteri; Cichliformes; Cichlidae. Gene Ontology annotation, cellular component: bicellular tight junction; cytoplasmic vesicle; apical plasma membrane. The record is from RefSeq and is a predicted model, not a curated record.